This is a messenger RNA of Symbiodinium natans, 600 nucleotides long. Lineage: Eukaryota; Dinophyceae; Suessiales; Symbiodiniaceae. The record is from the annotation of a GenBank genome assembly.
AUGGCCUCGAACCGACGCUGGCCAGUGUUGGCGGCCAUAGUGGCCAGCACGUCCGUUUCCCAGUUCUGUUUCUUACAAAGGCCGGCAAUCUUGUGUGGCACCGCAGUGACAAGAUCACGGCUAGACAGACCGCUUCGGAGGGCAGAGGAGGAAGAAAGUGCGGCAGCGGACGACAGCAGUGCCUGGUGGAACGAUCCAGAAACCGCCUCCCUGGUCGACAAGCUCCAGGUUGAAGAGACCACCGACGCGUUGCAGAAGCUGCGGAGGCAGAUGACGCUGGAAGAGCAAGCCUUCGACCAGGAAAUCGAAGAUGUCAUCAUAGCUGGGAAGCGCGCCUUGCUCAAGCUGCGCAUGCAGCGUGCCGUGGAGAUGCCUGGGAUGAAGACGCACAUGUUCAAGAAGAUCCGAAAGCAGGUUGCCCGAGCAAUGACCCUGAGGCGCCAGCGCGAGAUCGCGCGCGGCAUCACCAGGGAGCAGAGCCGCCGCAUGCGCCGGCGACGGCGCCUGGAGUUGAAGGUGAAGUACGAGGAUGCCUAUGGCGGAGAGCGACCAGGACCCAAGUCAAACAGAUGGCUCCGCCGCAUGGGGCGGAUUGUGUGA